Messenger RNA from Doryrhamphus excisus (bluestripe pipefish), 6281 nucleotides. It is a transcript of the gene nae1, whose product is annotated as nedd8 activating enzyme E1 subunit 1. Gene Ontology annotation, cellular component: cytoplasm. The record is from RefSeq and is a predicted model, not a curated record. Lineage: Eukaryota; Metazoa; Chordata; Actinopteri; Syngnathiformes; Syngnathidae. Gene Ontology annotation, biological process: protein neddylation. Gene Ontology annotation, molecular function: NEDD8 activating enzyme activity.
UGAAUCUUACUCUGUGUGUGCGUGUAAAGGUCGUGUCGAAUCUGACGUUGCGAAAUGUAAUUUGUGUUUCCAUUGCAGUGACCGAUACCAUGGCAGCCACAAAAGCCGCUAAAGAACAGAAAUACGACAGGCAGCUCAGGUUGUGGGGUGACCAUGGUCAAGAAGCUCUUGAGAAUGCCCAUGUGUGUCUUAUAAAUGCUACAGCAACUGGGACAGAGAUACUCAAAAACCUUGUGCUUCCUGGCAUUGGAGCGUUCACCAUAGUUGAUGGAAACACAGUUUCUGGGGAAGAUGUCGGAAACAAUUUUUUCCUGAGCAGCAACAGCAUCGGCAAGAAUAGAGCACAGGCUGCCACAGAGCUGCUCCAAGAACUGAACAAUGAUGUAUCGGGUAACUUUGUUGAGGAGAGUCCUGACAUGCUCCUGGAUAACAAUCCAGAGUUCUUCCAUAGAUUUACCAUCGUUAUCGGUGUGCAGUUGCCUGAAAGCACAUGUUUAAGGCUAGGUUCAGUUCUGUGGAGUGCAUCAGUACCUUUCUUGCUUUGUAAAACAUAUGGCCUUAUUGGCUACAUGAGGCUUGUGGUGCAGGAGCACACAGUGAUCGAGUCACACCCCGACAAUGCUUUGGAGGACCUGAGGUUAGACCAGCCCUUUGCUGAAUUCCAGAAGCACAUUCAGUCCUAUGACCUUGACAGCAUGGAUAAAAAGGAUCACAGUCACACACCUUGGAUUGUCAUUGUUGCUAAAUACCUUGAAAAAUGGCUCAGUGAGAAUGACUCUCAGCCCCCCAGAAAUUACAAGGAGAAAGAGGCCUUCAGACAAAUUAUUCGGGAAGGUACCCUGAAGAAUGAGAAUGGUGUCCCAGAGGAUGAGGAAAACUUUGAGGAAGCCAUUAAGAAUGUCAAUACUGCUUUAAAUCCUACCAAGAUCCCUAGUGGUGUUAAAGACCUAUUCAAUAACGAUCAGUGUAACAACAUAACAUCACAGACUACAUCCUUCUGGGUGAUGCUGCGAGCUGUGAGGGAGUUUGUACACAAUGAAGGCCAAGGCAGUCUACCUGUGCGGGGGACCAUACCAGAUAUGAUUGCAGACUCGCAGAAGUUUAUCAAACUUCAGAAUGUUUACCGGGAAAAGGCUCUGCAGGAUGCAGAAACUGUUGCCGGAUAUGUUGAAAGUCUGAUGCAGUCUGUUGGAAAGGCACCUGAAAGCAUAACUGACAAAGACAUCAGACUCUUCUGCAAGAAUGCGUCCUUCCUUCGCGUGGUGCACUGCAGAUCUCUAGCAGCAGAGCACAGUGUGGAUUCAGUUAACAGAGAUGAAAUAACCUCGUGCAUGGACAAUCCUGAUAGUGAGAUGGUGUUCUACCUGAUGCUUCGAGCUGUCGAUCGCUUCUACCAACAGCACUCCCGCUACCCUGGAGUGUAUAACUACCAAGUAGAAGAAGACAUCAGCAAGCUGAAACUGUGCGUCACCAGCCUGCUGCAAGAGUACAACCUCAAUGUCAACAUUAAGGAUGAUUAUGUACAUGAGUUCUGUCGGUAUGGUGCAGCAGAGCCGCAUACAGUUGCUGCAUUUAUGGGAGGCUCAGCUGCACAAGAAGCCAUUAAGAUCAUCAGCCACCAGUUUGUGCCCUUCAACAACACUUUCAUCUAUAAUGCCAUGUCACAGACCUCUGCUACUUUACAGCUGUGAGGUACUCAUUCUGACCUAAUUUACAGACACAGCGAGAAGAUGUAGCAUUUAUUAACAGAUUGAAUGGAAAUUGUCAACUGUACAUAAGUGCUUUUUUUAAAUGCUUUUUGGGGAUUCUUUUACUGUUAAACACGUGCACUUAAACUUAAACGUCAACCCGAACAAGUAGACAACAUGAACCGGAUGUAAUCAUGUAGAACCCACUGAGAUGGAUAUUCAAUAUGGUUAUUUAACAAUAUGGUCGACCCUCAUUAUAUUGCAGUUUGAGCAUCACUUUGUCACUCUACAGCGGUUUUUCAAACAAUUAAUAAAUGGUCACUGUUUUCUGCUUGACUACGGCCUAUUAUUACUUAUAAAUGUGCAGAUUUAAGCAAAUUGUAAAUCUUGUUUGGGUCAAAUUACGCAUUUUCAAGCAUAAAAAUGUACAGUACAAUCCAUUAAAGGGGACCUAUUAUGCUUUUUAUACUUUUCUGACCUAUAAAUGCAGUUGGAAUGUUUUAUUCUCAUGCUAUACGAUGCCAAAGUUUCAGAUAAUGAGGCUUGUGCAUUUGGAAGUGAUUGCGAUGUUUGAAUAUUGUGAUGGUUCAAAGCGCUCUGUUUCAAAAGGUGUGGUAAAGCUGUCACUUCCUCCUAUCAGUGAAGUGGGCAUGCCCGGAGACGGGCUGUGGGUGGAAUAAAUAGCAAAUACAGCUGGAAUAGUUGCAGAUUCUGCAAAAUCUAAAACAUUUUCUGUGCUGGUUAUUGUGUGUAGCUGCUCUAUAGUAGUAUAAUACACAGGAUUGAAAAAUGAACAUAAUAGGUCCCCUUUAUAACCACAACUUGUGGAUGUAGUAGUCUACAUUGGUCACUAGGUGUCAGUAGUUGUUUGGUGAGACAACCAUUGAAGCACCAGUUUUGAACAGCUGACUUUUAUUGCAGGUUUAAAUCACCUCACAAUCUGCACAAUAAUACUAACGCCAUUAUAACAUGGCUUACUGUUGCGAUCAUAACCCAUAACAAGCUAAAAGUCAACUCUGCUCCCCGUACAAGGUAAAUUAAAUGGCUGAAUUGUAUACACUAUUUGGUAAUAAUAAUGUUAUUUCAUGUCUAGAUGGCUCUAACAAUUAAUUAAUUCAGUCUGGAACGUGUCUGGAGCUAAUUAACCAUAUAAAUGAGGGAUUACUGCAGUAUAUAUCGUGACUUUUUUAAUUUUUAAUUUUACUGCACUAUGGAUAGAGCAAGGUGGAUUUUUUUUUUCUAAAACUAAUGCCACAUUCUUUCAAACACUCACAUUUUUACCCAAUAUUUUCUUCUUUCAGUCAAUUGUGACAUAAAAGUAUUUCUGUAUGCUUUGGACAACUGUCCAAAUUGUUGUGAUUUUCUACUCGGUCAGGCUUUAGCCCAAGUGUUUUAAAUGUCCUCAUAAAUGCAAAUAGCAUAAGCAUUGAAGGUCUGCUUUUCACCAGUAGGUGGCACACUUUCAUUGACAGCUCAGCAUUCAGUUCAAAGUACAUUGUUGCCUAACAGAUUAGGUACAGUACAGUACACACUGAAAUGUGAUGCUAACAGCAUUGUCAUGAACACUUUGUCACGUACUUUCUAACUUCAUUAAUCUGCUGGAUCAGUUCCUUCUUUUAUUCAGAGUUAUUUCUGUAAGAGUUCAUUGACCGCCGUAUAUGUCUCCAUGGAUUAAAUCACACUUGAUAUAUGUCAUUGUUAAAACUUUAUUUGCUUUGCUUAUGCUUUAUGUGCAAUCUGCAUUAAGAAGAAAAGCGUUCAAGCAUUGUCAUUUGACCAAUGUAACCACACCCAUUAAUAAACAUUAGGACAGCUAUUGGCUUAUCAAACAUCAAUAUUUAAAUAUAGUAUGUAAAAUCCUUCAUGUGUUGUAUGGCCUUUUUAAUUUGACACUUUUCUGCUAUGGAUUUAUGGUAAUGGUAAUGGUUUAAUUUCAUUUGAACAUGCAUCAGAUUACAAUUGAAUGCAUCACAUAAUCAGUUCACAGUUCCACAUGUCCAAAAGGAGUAGGAAGAAGCAAAGCUUAUUAAAUCCUACCCCUUCAUCUGGUACUGUUACAUUUGUUCACUUCCUGCUGUUCAUAAUACAGUAAUUUAUGUAUUACUUUCUGUUAAUUUGCAUCUAAUUGAACAUAACUGAAAUUGGCUGUUUGCUUUCCAUCGCUGCUACAUUCAUCAUUUUUGUAAUAAUACAAUUACAUAUGGAUACUGCGGCUGGAUAAUGUAGUUGUACAUUUCUGUGCCAGAAUAAAUAGAAUGAUGAGGAAUCUGCUGUUUCUACAUAAGCUAGCAUUUGAUUAUAGUGAGGUGAUUUACAAAUAUGGCAAAGUAGCUUAUUACGUGAUGUCAAAGCUAAAUCAAAUUGUAAUCAAGUAAAAGUGGAAGUUGAAUGUCAUUUUUAGAAUCUAUAGAUGCAUUAAACGCAUUUUUUCUUACAACUAACCUGCAUAUUAUACAUUGAUUAAAAAUACCCACUGAAAAGUGCUAUUUAUAGAUAGGAUUUAAAAAGAAAACUCAAAACACUGACACGUCAUCUGCAUCAUCUAAAGAUCAGCCAAAAGGGUACCUGCCCUCCUAGCGUCUUUGAUUGAAAUACAGCUCAAUGCGCAUCUUAAGGCAGAGAUCACACUGACAGGAAGUUCUUGUAAACUAGGGGUCUCAAACUCGCGGCCCGCGGGCCAAAUGAGACGCUAGUUUGAGGCCCCCACCUUGAUACCAAAGUUUAAUGUUGAAAUGUGUGUGCACACCGGACACAAUUAACAUGAUUUUGCCCCGCCCAUACUGUUACCCUACCCUGUUACCCCGCCCUGUUUUGCUUUGGAUUAGCAAUGAAGCUAAAGGCUUAUGACGCUGGGUACAAAUAAAUGCAGGAAAUGAUUUGGAAUAAAACGUGAAAAUACACGUCAAGAUAAAGCAUCUCAUCAAACAUGUUGUUAAAGUUACCACGCUGCUCCCAGAUGGAACUGAGUACGAUGCUAACUUGCUAAUUGGGUAAAAAUUAUUAAGUUUCAUUAAUGUUCAUGUUGAAGGUUAAAUAACUGUUAAUACUGUACAUUUGAAUCUGAAAAAAAUAAUCUCUCUACCAACUGUAUGUGCUUUCUUACCUUUUUCUUAUUUGCUGUUUUAUUAUUUUACUUAUUUAUUACUGAUUGUUGAUUUAUUGUCUUUAUUCCUAAUUUGUUUAUUUAUUUAUUUUUUAUCUUAUUUUGUGUAUAUAAAAAUAAAAAUUAAGAUAUUUGAGAACAGUGGAAUGUUUUAUCAGAUAUUUUGGUGUGGAAAACCGGAACCAAAGUACUGAAAAAGUGUAGGGUAUAGCAGAAGCAAAAGCAUUGAAGAUAGUUUUUAUUGAUUUUUUUUCCAGUUUUUAAUAAAUGUGUUUUGUUUUGUUUUUUUAAAAAACCUGAUGCGGCCCGGAUUCACCCAGAACCUAGCUCCGGUGGCCCCCAGGUAAAUGGAGUUUGAGACCCCUGUUGUAAACAAUAGUUGUAUUUGCUUUUUUUUCAUAUGUAUUAUUAGUAAAUGCUGUUUAAUUACUUUGUAUUGUUGUUUGUUCUUGAGGGUACAUUGUUGACAGAUAUUGUCACUAAUAAUUUCUUGUAUUGGUAUAUGAUGAUAUGAUAUGAUAUAUGAUAGUGCUCCAGCAUCCGGGGAAAAAAAAGUUGGGCCCCAAACAGAUUCUUUCCAUUGUGCAGUACAUCCGCCGGAUCCAGAACUGAACGGACCUAAUGUGUGCCUACGACAGGAUUUCAAUCUUGCGGAAUGCUUCAAUGUGAACCUGGAAUAAGGCUAGACUUAAAAUUGCUUUGGUUUUAUUUUCUCACGCUGUGUUGCUUCUGUACAUUGUCAACAUUUCAUGGCUAUGAUGAGUCCUGUAUUUAUCUUCAAGCAGCAAGAGAGACCAGUGGAUGUGUGCAGCGGGGGUGGGGCCAUUAAUGCAAAAAAAUCAAUCCGUAAAUCAGAAGCACCGCCUGCAGAAGAGCAACAUGGCGGCCAAUGAGUCUCACUGGUGGCUACCAGCAAUAAAAAUAGAGGAAAUGUAGGCGGCAACAUGAGUCAGCUGCAAACAUAAAGGGAAAUCGUGCAAUAAAAGCGGUCUGCUUUACCUGCGCCUGAAGGACUAAAGACUUCAGUGUCAACGAUUAAAAACUUGUUUCCUGAUGGCUCAUCGCUGCUACUUCGGACCAUUGGCCUGGCUGUGGUCCAACUAGUUCAGCCCUCACCUCCUCAUAAGACCCAAGCUGAAUGGAAAGCGGCUUGCCAAAAGCAGAGCAGAAUGUUCAGUGUUUGCCGGGAGACUGCAGGAGGCCAGCAUACUUUAAACCUCUCAGGGGUCGACAGAGGGCCUCUCCAUUCUUCCUACAAACAGAUGGAGCUGUGACACUGGAAUGUGAAAGUACUAUACACACAAACCCAUAUGGAAAUGAACAAAAUGCAUUUUGCCACAAACUAAUCACAAUAAAACUUUUAAAUUGUACACUAUGGUUGAUUAGUCUAUAAUUAGGCUAAAAUACCACAGCACAUUGUUAAACCCAACGUUAAGCCUGCAUGUCAGCAGCUGCACUUAAAAACAAUGCAAGCUAGACAAAGUCUGAGG